Fundulus heteroclitus (mummichog) is the source of this 1585-nucleotide messenger RNA. RefSeq names its product rho-related GTP-binding protein RhoN. Bases 194 to 886 code for a protein of 230 amino acids. Gene Ontology annotation, molecular function: GTP binding; GTPase activity. Lineage: Eukaryota; Metazoa; Chordata; Actinopteri; Cyprinodontiformes; Fundulidae. The record is from RefSeq and is a predicted model, not a curated record. The transcript is spliced from 5 exons. Gene Ontology annotation, biological process: small GTPase-mediated signal transduction.
GGUAUGAUCGCCGAACCUCAUCCCUCGCCGGGGCAGAGGAGCGCGGCGCAGCGCGGAGUAUGGUGUCGUAAAACCGGACAGAGACGCAUCAUCUAUCUUCUCCGGAGGAACCCUGAGGACCAUCACAGCUGCUCCUCCACAGAUGACAAGGAGGCAGCGACGCAGAGCCAUCCAGUGAUCACACCGGGGCGCGAUGGAGAGCAAGGCUGUACUUCGCUGUAAAAUCGUGGUGGUCGGGGAUUCACAGUGUGGGAAGACGGCUCUCCUUAAUGUUUUUGCCAAAGACUCGUAUCCAGAGAACUAUGUUCCCACCGUGUUUGAGAACUACACAGCCAGCUUCGAGAUCGACAAGCAGAGGAUCGAGCUGAACAUGUGGGACACUUCAGGUUCGGCGUACUACGACAACGUGCGGCCGCUGGCGUAUCCCGACUCCGACGCCGUGCUCAUCUGCUUCGACAUCAGCCGUCCGGAGACCCUGGACAGCGUGGUGAAAAAGUGGCAAGGCGAGAGACAGGAGUUCUGCCCCAAUGCCAAAGUGGUCCUGGUUGGCUGCAAGCUGGACAUGAGGACGGACGUCAGCGUCAUGAGGGAGCUUUCCAAACACAGACUGAUUCCUGUUACCCACGAGCAGGGCACCGGUUUGGCGAGGCAGAUCGGCGCCGUGGCCUACACCGAAUGCACCUCGAAGUUCUCCGAGAACAGCGUCCGCGACGUGUUCCACGUCACCACGCUGGCCUCCGUGUCCAACAUCCAUCGGCCUCAGCUCAAACGCGCCGCCACACGUCGCCCCCACAAGCGGAUCUCGCAGCAGCCGCCUCGGACUGAGAUUAACGAGCACCCGCCUGCCAUCAGGAAGGACCGAGCCAAAAGCUGCGUGCUCAUGUAGCACCAGAACCCGCCUGUGACCCGAUCUGCGUCUGCAGACGGACACGAGCUCCACUGCACAUGAACUUUUAUAAUUUAUCAGUGAAUUCUUGUCAGAUUUUUUGCACAGCAGCAAGAGAAAUAUGGCGAAAAAUUUUGAAUGCAGUCCCGUGGAGUUCUUAGAAGGAUUUUUUUUAUUUUUUUGUCAAUUUUUUGCAAAGCGCUGCUUGGUUUUUUUUCUUUGUGGCUGUGCUAUCAACCCGUGGAGGCCGACGUAGCGGCGGAAACUAUUUUACUUUAAAAGCUUUUACAUGAAAAAUAAGGACAGAAACAGGCUAGUUUGGAAAUAAAAAUCACAAAAAAGUGAGCAGGGGGGGAAUAAAAGAAUAGUUUCAUAUUUGAAAUCCUGCUUUUGUCUUCAUAUGAAAGCACAAUAUGAUGCAAGAAUCUGUACAUAUUAAAGAAUGACGUCUUCUGUUUAACCUCGUCUUUUAAACUGAAAAACUGGGCAGAAAUAAAACUAAAGCCUCGUGAGCUGAUAUGACAUUCAUUUCCUUAAACCACAAGUGCUUUAAUAUGGAAAAUUGCUCAUUAUGUAACCUGAAGUGUUGUGUACUUUUUUUUUUCUCCAAUUACCAAGGCUAGUGGGUCUAGAAAGGAUUUAAGAGGAUGCAUAUUAUGUUGUACCUGCAGCUAUGAAAUAAAAAAACAAAAACCUUGG